AUGAUCACGUUUGAGGAAUUGCAAAAGCAACAAAAACCGAAAGUGAAUGCCAUCACGCAAAAUGCUUUCCCGCACAAAUUCACCGUUUACACUCUGACCAUCUUCAUCUGCAUCUCCAUCACGUGUGCACAAAUUCCCCAUCCAGCUGUCUUGAACAUCGAACAGGAGGAGAAUCUGCUGCCUGAUCAUCUGCGAAAUCACUUCCUCAGGACACCAAGAGUGGCCGCCGCUUUGGCGGUCAGCAGUUGGCUGGAACACGGAGAAGAGCCGGUGUACGAGAGAGAAGCCGAUAAGAUUCCCAGACAUGAAAUCUACAACGUCCUCACACACGCUGGCUUCAUCCCGAGAAGAUUUUACAAAUGAUUCUUCCUGCGCCAGCAUCUUCACACCCGCCUUUUCUCCACCUCUCAAUUAAAUGUACAUACACUGUUGUCACAAUGUUCCAGAUAUUGUUCUUCAUAUGAAAUA
Molecule: messenger RNA, 468 nt
Organism: Phlebotomus argentipes
Lineage: Eukaryota; Metazoa; Arthropoda; Insecta; Diptera; Psychodidae
Exons: 3
Coding region: 1-363 (120 amino acids)
Source: RefSeq, a predicted model, not a curated record